This is a messenger RNA of Fulvia fulva, 777 nucleotides long. Its product is annotated as U3 small nucleolar RNA-associated protein 11. The transcript has a single exon. Lineage: Eukaryota; Fungi; Ascomycota; Dothideomycetes; Mycosphaerellales; Mycosphaerellaceae. The record is from RefSeq and is a predicted model, not a curated record. Bases 1 to 777 code for a protein of 258 amino acids. Gene Ontology annotation, cellular component: small-subunit processome; nucleolus. Gene Ontology annotation, biological process: rRNA processing.
AUGUCCUCCCUCCGCAACGCCGUCCAGCGCCGCAAUCAUCGCGAGCGCGACCAGCCCACGGAACGCAAAAAAUGGGGUCUUCUCGAAAAGCGCAAAGACUACAAGCUCCGCGCCGCAGACCACAAAACCAAGCAGCGCAAAAUCAAAGCGCUGCAGACGAAAGCCUCAGAACGCAACGAAGAUGAGUUCUACUUUGGGAUGAUGUCCUCGACGACGGAGAAUGGAGUUCGGAGAUCGAAGCGUGGAGAGGAGAAUGCGGGCGGAGGAGGGAAGAGUUUGGAUUUGGAUGUGGUCAACUUGAUGAAGACGCAGGAUCAGGGAUACUUGCAGACUAUGUUGCAGAGGACGAGGAGGGAGAGGAAGCGGCUGGAAGAGGAUGUGCUGUUGGGGGAGAGGGGUGUGAAGUUGGAGCCGGGUGGUGGGAGGAUUGUGUUUGGGGAUGAUGAGGAUGAUGAGGGUGUGCCUGCCCUACCUGCGCCGGCUAAACGUGAAGAUGAGGAUUUCGAUAUGGACCUGGAUGGCUUCGAUGACGAGAGUGCCAGCGAGCAUGAUGAAUCCGAUGACGAAGAUCUGACGCCCGAGCAACGAUCAUUGAAGAGGAAGAAACGACAUGCUUUGCAGACGAAGCGAAGAAAGCUGGAUGCCUUGAAGGAGCAGGAAGAGAAGCUGAGCGCUGCAUUAGAUGGACUCGAUCAUCAACGGGCGAAAAUGAAUGGCACAAUUGGUGGAGUGAACAAGAACGGAGUGUCGUUCAAGCCUCGACAACGGAAGCGAUGA